GAAGGGCGGGAGGCAACUUUCAGCGCAGGUGACACCGAGUUCGGCUCUGCCGACGAGCGCUCGUGUUUGUGUUUUGGCUCGGACGCUUCCUUCCUUCCUUCCUUCCCGCCUCCUUCAAAAGCGAGCCAGCCAGACCGUGGGGGAGACGCGCGGGGAAGCAAAGCUGCGCGGGCACCAAGGGCCAUGUACCUGAAGGACAAAGUGGCGCUGGUGACUGGAGCGGCUCAGGGCAUAGGCAAAGCCUUCGCUCAGGCGCUGCUGGAAAAGGGCUGCAAGGUAGGCCUUGUGGAUCAGAAUGCAGAACUAGGUAAGGAAAGCAAAGAUAACUUGGACAAGCAGUUUGAUACACAGAGAACCAUCUUCAUUCCCUGUGAUGUUUCAGAUGAAGAACAGCUAAAAGAUGCAUUUAAGAAGAUAUUUGACUCUUUUGGGAGGUUGGAUAUUGUUGUUAACAAUGCCGGAAUAAAUAAUGAAAAAAACUGGGAAGUCACAGUCCAGAUUAAUUUGAUUUCAAUGAUUAGAGGAACAUACAUUGGUUUAGAUUACAUGAAAACAGAAAAUGGAGGCAACGGUGGGGCUAUUGUUAAUAUAUCAUCAUUGGCAGGACUUAUGCCUGUUCCAUACCAACCAGUAUAUUGUGCUUCAAAGCACGGGGUUAUUGGAUUCACACGUUCAAUGGCUAUGCUCUCUAAAACAGGAAACUAUGGUGUACGAAUCAACACAAUUUGUCCUGGUUUUGUUAACACACCAAUUCUUCAAACAAUUGAAAAGGAAGAGAAUAUGGGUGAAUAUUUAGCAUACAAAGACGAGCUCAAAGAUAUGAUGAAAUACUACGGUUUACUGGCACCAUCACUGAUUGCUGAGGGACUGAUAAAAAUACUUGAAGAUGAUACGUUAAAUGGAGAAGUUAUGAAGAUUACAACAAAGAGAGGAAUCCAUUUUCAUGAAUACAGUCCACUGUAAUUUCUGUCAGACAAUAAAUUCUAAUACAUUACCUCAGUUUGCUUUGAAGAAAAGAAUACUGUUAUUUACAUAAAAUAAAAAAAUAAAGGUAUGUUGGAAUAAAUGGUUCUGCAAAAAGAAAAUCUUGGUUAAUGUUAGUUUACCUGAAUUUUUAAAAAUUACUGUCAGUAUCCCUUAUGUGAAGGAUGGGGGAUGUUGCCAAAAAUGGGUUUUUAUAUCAGAAAUGUAAUUGUUACUUAUUUUAUACAAAACGUCAUUUCAAUUAUUGUAAAAAUAUUUAUGAUACUAUCUAAUUUUAUUUGUGGCAAAACAUUAUAGAGCUAAGUUAUAAAAGUCAGAUAAUUUAGAUGUCAAGUGUGCUUUUAAAGUUUAUCGCUAGAACAGCUGCAGCACACCCUUCAGGCAUUCACAGUUACAGUGAAAUCCUAAACAGAGCUACACCAGUCUAUGCCCAUUGAAAUCAAUGGACACAGACUGGUUUAAAUCUGUUUAGGAUUUCACUGUGAAUCCCAAAUAUUGACACGGUCUGCACUGUGUACUGUCAGGGUCUGAUUUACUUUUGCUAUAAUUGUCUAACUCAAUGGUAUUCAGAGUGUGGAUCAGGAUUCGGACCCAAAAGUGGGUCACAGCUUUCUUACAGGUGGAUUGGAAGGCCAGGAGAGAUGAAGUCAAGCAGGGAAAAUUGGCGGAAGAGACUCUGAGAUAGCAAAUUUGGGUUUUUCUCUGCAUAGUGUGUGAAAUGGCCAUAAAAUACAGCUUGCUGUUCAGUAAUGUUAUAUAUUUAUAAACACUAAACUUGGAAAAAUAAAAUAUACAUUUGUUCAAUAUUAA
Messenger RNA from Eublepharis macularius, 1794 nucleotides. RefSeq names its product 15-hydroxyprostaglandin dehydrogenase (gene HPGD). NCBI's taxonomy places the organism in Eukaryota, Metazoa, Chordata, Lepidosauria, Squamata, Eublepharidae. The transcript has 7 exons. Gene Ontology annotation, cellular component: cytoplasm. Gene Ontology annotation, molecular function: oxidoreductase activity, acting on the CH-OH group of donors, NAD or NADP as acceptor. The record is from RefSeq and is a predicted model, not a curated record. Bases 184 to 963 code for a protein of 259 amino acids.